Oncorhynchus masou masou (cherry salmon) is the source of this 5365-nucleotide messenger RNA. It is a transcript of the gene grid1b, whose product is annotated as glutamate receptor, ionotropic, delta 1b. The coding region runs from base 297 to 3347 and encodes 1016 amino acids. Gene Ontology annotation, cellular component: postsynaptic density membrane; plasma membrane. Gene Ontology annotation, molecular function: glutamate receptor activity; transmitter-gated monoatomic ion channel activity involved in regulation of postsynaptic membrane potential. The record is from RefSeq and is a predicted model, not a curated record. Gene Ontology annotation, biological process: synaptic transmission, glutamatergic; monoatomic ion transport; modulation of chemical synaptic transmission. NCBI's taxonomy places the organism in Eukaryota, Metazoa, Chordata, Actinopteri, Salmoniformes, Salmonidae. The transcript has 16 exons.
AGUUUGCAGAUUGUUAUGUUUCAGACUCUCGUUGGAUAGAGCGAGAGCCACAGAGAGCGCGCCGGAUUCUCAGCCUUACUUACCGAAAAGCCUUUCUGCCCAACCGCCACCUCCCUUUCCCACUAACGUAUUCUCCAUACCCCGGAAACCCUGGACAUUUUUCCUCCCUCCUUAUAGUUUUCUCUUCGGCUUUCAUUCAGUCGCAAUCUGAACAACUGGUUUACGCACUGCUGCUUAUUUUGGAUUGGUCUGACACACGAGGGGCCGUGGAUGAGCUGCUUUAGCUAAAACCGGAGAUGGAAGUGCUGAUAAUAUGUAUUUCCUUUUGGAUAUUGCAAUGCAAUUCAGUGGCAAGCGCGGACUCUAUCAUUCACAUCGGUGCCAUAUUCGAGGAGAACGCAGUGAGGGAUGACGAGGUUUUCCAGCUGGCGAUCUCAGACCUCAGUCUCAACGACGACAUUUUGCAGAGCGAGAAAAUCACACAUUCCAUAAAACUUGUCGAGGUUAACAACCCUUUCCAGGCGGUCCAGGAAGCCUGCGAGUUGAUGACCCAGGGCAUCCUGGCUCUGGUCACCUCUACCGGCUGUGCCUCGGCCAGCGCCCUCCAAUCCCUGACUGACGCAAUGCACAUCCCACACGUGUAUGUCCAGCGCAGUGGCGAGGGCUCGCCACGCACCACCUGCCAGCUCAACCCCAGCCCCGACGGCCAACGCUACACCCUGGCGGCGCGCCCGCCCGUCCGUCUCAACGACGUAAUGCUCACCCUGGUCGGCGAGCUGCGCUGGCAGAAGUUCAUUGUCUUCUAUGACAACGAGUAUGAUAUCCGCGGCCUACAGGGUUUCCUGGACCAGACGUCUCGGCAGGGGCUGGACGUAUCUCUACAGAGAGUGGACAGGAACAUCAGUAAGGUCUUCUCAAACCUCUUCAACACCAUGAGGACAGAGGAGCUCAACCGCUACAGGGACACACUGAGACGGGCCAUCCUACUGCUCAGCCCCCGAGGAGCUCAGGUCUUCAUCCAACAGGCUGUUGAAACCAACCUGGCUUCCAAGGACAGUCACUGGGUAUUUGUCAAUGAGGAGAUCAGUGACACUGAGAUCAUGGAGCUGGCCCACAGUGCAUUGGGGCGGAUGACAGUGAUUCGUCAGAUCUUCCCGCUGUGGAGGGACAGCAGCGUGCGCUGCAUGAGGAACAACCACCGCAUCUCCUCCUUACUCUGUGACCCCCAGGAAGGAUACUUACAGUCACUUGAGGUGUCCAACUUGUACCUGUAUGAUAGUGUGCUGGCACUGGCUAACGCCUUCCAGAGGAAGUUGGUGGACAGGAAGUGGCACAGCAUGGCCAGUCUGAACUGCAUCAAGAAGUCCACCAAGCCUUGGAAUGGAGGCUGGUCCAUGCUGGAGAACAUCCAGAUGGGACAUAUCACAGGCCUUACAGGAACGAUGGAUUUCAAAGCGAACGGAUCCAAUUCUCACGUCCAGUUUGAAAUACUGGGCACCAGCUUCAGUGAGACGUUUGGAAAAGACGUGAAAAGGCUGGCAACAUGGGACUCAGUCCAUGGUCUAAAUGGAAGCCUGAAAGAGAGUCGCAUUGAGAACGGCAUGCAAGGAGUGACGGUCAAAGUAGUAACACUACUGGAGGAUCCAUUUGUCAUGGUUGCUGAAAACAUCCUUGGUCAGCCUAAGCGGUACAAAGGAUUCUCCAUCGAUGUGCUCGACGCCUUGGCCAAGAUCCUGGGCUUCAAGUACGAGAUCUACCAGGUGGCGGACAGCAAGUACGGCUCGCAGCUGCCCAACGGCUCCUGGAAUGGAAUGAUCGGCGAGCUCAUAAACAAGAGAGCUGACCUGGCCGUGUCUGCUAUUACUAUCACUCCGGAGCGGGAAAGCGUGGUGGACUUCAGUAAGCGCUACAUGGACUACUCUGUGGGGAUCCUGCUGAAGAAACCGGAGGAGAAGAUCAACAUCUUCUCGCUGUUCGCUCCGUUUGACCUGGCCGUGUGGGGGUGUAUCGCUGCAGCCAUCCCCGUGGUUGGAGUUCUCAUCUUCCUGCUAAGCAGGAUGCAGUCACUGAGGACCCAGAAUCCUCCAGUGCCACACCAGCAGCCCGCCAACCAAGCGUCCAACUCCCUGCACAGUGCUAUCUGGAUAGUCUAUGGAGCGUUUGUACAGCAAGGAGGGGACAGCGUGGUGAGCUCUGUGGCCCUGAGAAUCGUCAUGGGCAGCUGGUGGCUCUUCACCCUCAUCGUAUGUUCCUCCUACACGGCCAACCUGGCAGCCUACCUCACCGUCUCCCGCAUGGACACCACCGUACGGACAUUCCAGGACCUGUCCAGGCAGAUGGACGUGUCCUACGGCACCGUGAGAGACUCAGCCGUCUACGACUACUUCAAGAACAAGGGCACCAACCCUCUGGAGCAGGACAGCACAUUCGCAGAGCUGUGGAGGACCAUCAGUAAGAACAACGGCCAUGAUUACUCUGUGUCCAGUCCCUCAGAGGGCAUCCGCAAGGCGAAGAAGGGCCCGUAUGCCUUCCUGUGGGACAUGGCUGUGGUGGAGUAUGCCGCACUGACGGACGAUGACUGCACCAUCACCGUCACAGGAAACAGCAUGAGCAGCAAAGGCUACGGCAUCGCCAUGCAGCAUGGGAGUCCCUACAGAGACCUCUUCUCCCAGAAGAUCCUGGAGCUGCAGGAGAAAGGAGACCUGGACAUCCUGAAGCAGAAGUGGUGGCCUCGUAUGGGCCGCUGUGACCUCAACAGCCAUUCCAACGCCACGCCCGACGGGCGGUCCCUGAAACUACACAGCUUCGCAGGGGUUUUCUGCGUCCUGGCUGCAGGACUGCUGCUGGCCUGCCUGGUUGCUGGCCUGGAGAUGUGGUGGAACAGCAACCGCUGCGGGCAAGAGCAGCCCAAAGAGGACAAGGAGGUGAAUCUGGAACAGGUGCAUCGGCGUAUGAACAGUCUUAUGGACGAGGACAUGGCGCACAAGCAGAUCCCCGGCCCGUCUAUCGAGAUCUCUGCGCUGGACAUCGGCAGCAUGCAGCCCAGCCAGCAGCUGGAGUCUGUGCGGGACUACCCGGGCACGGGCCUGUCUGUGAGCGCCUAUCUCCCAGGGGAGGGUCAUGGGGGGGGCCUGGGUCGGACACUAGCUCAGGGCCCUGGCAGCACCCUCCCCCACCACCCCCUCAGCAGCUCCACCAUCCCCUCCAUUCAGUGCAAACACAGAGCUCCCAACGGGGGGCUGUUCCGACAGAGUCCCGCCAAGACGCCCAUGCCAAUGUCAUAUCAGGGAGUUCCCGGAGGACCCAUCCCAGAAGCCAUUGAGUCCACCCACAGUACAUCCAUCUAAUGGUGCCAUCUCAAUGUCACAUGUCCUUCCCCUCAUCUGAUAUUCUGGGGGAUUGUUGAAAAAUAUAUGAAGAAAAAAAUAUGAAAAGUCUACAAACGAGAAAAAUAAGAGAUUUUUAUUACCUGUUGAACAACCAACGUCGUCGAAAGAACAGAAAAUUUUACUUGUAUAUAUUUGUAAAUACUGAGAGAACGAAGUGAAGUAAAAGUGUAUUUUGAAUAUUCUCAAUUUUUGAAGUUGAGUUACAAAUAAAAAAAACAAGAUAAAAAAAAUGAUAUUAAAAAAAACGACUGUUUGAAUGGCUUUGUAAAUUUUGUUCUAUAUGAAUAAUGACGCAAAUUCAUUGUGAUUGUUUUCUAAGUGCCGAAAUAAAAGAUGUCUCUCCACAGUUCAUUCUUAGAUGGCCAUGCACCAUAGAGACAUAAUGUAGAACACCAACUGUUAUGUACCACUGUAACAACAACCAUAUCUAUAGAGCGGUAUCAGAGGAGAAUAUUCCCAAUAGAGGGAUUCAUUUUGUUUGUAAGGCAUAUACAUUUUUCAAGGUGUUUUUGUUUUCCUACUUUAAAGUCUUAGAGAAUCAUUGAUAAAGACUGGAACUGGAGUAAUUGUCUCUUAUGAGUUCUACAUAUUUUUGAAAUGGAAGGUAUUUCAUAGAGCUCAAUUUCAGCCCUAUGUUGUCAAAGACAUAGGGAGAUUUAGUGUCAGUCAGCUCCCAACACCAAACAAAGCUGGUACUAAAGGGUGCCGUGUACAGCGUAACAUCAGUCAAACGUCUCACAUUGCUAAGGCCAGACCUUAGAGUUAGGCUUACGUUAGGAGAAUGUUCAAAGGAAAUGUCUUGACUGAAUCUUGUCCCUGACGAUGUAUACCAUAUGUUUCCUUAGUUGUGUGGGAGGGAUGUUUAAAACAGAAAAAUGUUAUUUUUAACAACAAAAAAAGCUCAUUUGAAAAAUCUGUGUUCAUUUUUUACUGAAGGAUUUAUUGUUGAAAAGUUGUAUACAGUUUGUCUCCUUUCAGAGUAGUUAAGUCAUUUCAACUGCAGAUGGAGAAAAGUAGAUAUAUAAUAUUGUAAUGUCUCAUGUUUAUAAUUUGUAAUGGAGUAAUUAUCACCAAGGUAGAUGGAAGAUAAAGGAGUGAUAUAAAAAUUCUAAACUAUUACAGUGUAAUAGCAGUACAGGUGACAUAUCCUACUGUCUAAAUACUGAUGGAACUCUGUUCAUAAAAUUAACAGAAUUUCCCCAUCGAUUAACCUGUGCACUUUGCAGGGCAGCAGUUCAUAUUACAUUUACAACUAAGGAUGAACUGCGAAACUUUACCAAGACUUUCGUAAGUGCAAUUAAAAUGCAAUUAUGUCCUGCAGUAUAUUUUCUGUUUAUGUCCUUUAGCCUAUCAUACUGAAGAACUCAUUGCCAGGAAGUGAGAUAGUGAAUGUCAGUGGUUACUGUUCAUGUGCACAACACAUUGUGUACCAGGAAUACUGAUAGCUGAUCUAUACACAUACCAAUAAAAAGGUUUGUCCUCACCUCUUGGAAAAUGUGACAAAUCACCCCUCAGAGCCAUUGAAGGAAAGCAAAGAACGAGAAAGAAGUGAUGUCAUGAGAAUAAACCCGAAAUAUCAUCCCGCAAAAGUGUUUCACGCCAUCUGUUUUCCCGCUCUUGGUUUUCAAACUAAAUUGGAGAGGUUGUAAGCCUGUAUAUGUUGUACAAGUAGAUACUAAUGUGAACCAAAGUGAUCUCAUUUUACACUGUGUUCUGCAUACAACCUGUGCCAAUGAUCCGCUAAUAGUGGUGAAAGGGAAGUUCCACACUACUGUAAGGGUUGAGAGUGUUUCACUGCCUUACUGUGUACCCCCAUUACUGUAUCAAUGCCCACGCCACAAGAUUCAAGAAAAAAAUAUAUUAAAAAAAAGCUAUCAUAUCAUCCAGUCUGUAACAGUACAUCAACGGAGACUCAUUUAAUUUAUGAAUAUGCUGCUUGGAGUUUCUUAAUCUUUAAUAAAGAAAUUUGGUUUUCA